UUAUUGGGGAAGGUGAUCUGGCUUUCCAUCCCACAUUCAGGACUGAGCCUCUGGGAGCUGGUGAGGGUGUGUCUGCAGGGAGGAUUUCUUUACCUCCUGGCCUGGAUGAUGCACACAAGCACGGCUACCAUGACAAGGGACCUCCAACAGGAAAGAUCCGAGACACAGCAUACAAGAAAUAUCUGAAACCAUCCAAAGCCAUGUGGCAAAUGCUGAAGGAAAUGCUGCAGAGAAAACAAGGAAUGAAAGGAGAGGCUGUGCAGAAACAAGACGCAUUUCCCGGAGGAAACAGUGGUUCUGUUCCAGCCUCUGCUGCAGGAAGGGAGGCCAUGCCAGGCACAGUCACAGGAGGUGACGUUCCUAGGAAGAUUCCUCCAUUAUCUUGGCUGCAUAGAGAUUUGAAGCCCUUGGAGCCUCCUGCAGGUGUGUCUGCAGGGAGGAUUUCUCUAACUCCUGUCCUGGAUGCUGCACACAAGCUCAGCUCCCAUCACAGGGUUGCUUUGAAAGGAAAUAUCAGAGACACAGGUGACAAAAACUCAAUGGAAACAUCUGAAGUCAUUCAGCAAAUGCUGAAGGAAAUGCAGCAGGGAGGACAAGGAAUGAAAGGAGAGGCUGUGCAGAAACAAGACGCAUUUCCCCGAGGAAACAGUGGCUCUGUGCCAGCCUCUGCUGCCGGAAGGCAGGCUGUGCCAGGCACAGUCACAGGAGAUGUGGUCCCUGGGAAGGUUUCUCCUUUUGCUUGGCUGCAUAAAGACUUGGAGCACUUGGAGUCUCCUGCAGGUGUGUCUGCAGGGAACACUUUUCCAGCUCCUUUGCUGAUUGCUACACAGAAGCCCAGCUCCCAUCACAGGGGUACGCAAAGAGGGAAGAAUAAAGACAUGGCAGAGAAGGAAUCACUUGAGUCAAAUGACAUCCUGAAACAAACUAUGAAGGAACUACAGAAACGGCAUGAGAUGGACAUGGAGGUUCUGUGGAAGGCAGCAUUUCCCCAUGGGAGCAGUCGCUCAUUGGCAGCCCCUGCUUCAAGAGGAAAGGCGAUGCCAGGCACGGGCACAGGCACAGGCACAGGAGAUGGGAUUGCUGGGAAGGUUUCUCCUUUAGCCUGGUGGUAUGAAGUUUUGAAGCCCUUGGAGCCUCCAGCAGGUGUGCCUGCAGGGAGAAUUUCUCCAACUCCUGUCCUGGAUGCUGCACACAAACCCAGUUCCCAUCCUAGGGGUCCUCCCACAGAAAAGACCAAACACACGACAGACAAGAAAUUCCUGAAGCCAUUUGAAGUCAUGAGGCAAAUGCUGAAGGAAAUGCUGCAGGAAAGACAAGAAGUGGAUGGAGAGGAUGUGCUGAAGGCUGCAUUUCCUGGAGGAAGCAGUGUCUCCAUUGCAGGAAAGGAGCCAAUGCCAGGCACAGUCACAGGAGAUUGGGAUCGCGACUUGGAUUAUCUGGAAGCCCUGGUGGAAUACGGCAUGAAAUUCUUGAAGGAUGCUGAAGAUGAACCUAUUGGGGAAGGUGAUCUGGCUAUCCAGCCCACAUUCAGGGAAGAGCCCCUGGGAGCUGGUGAGGGUGUGCCUGCAGGGAGGAUUUCUUUACCUCCUGGCCUGGAUGCGGCACACAAGCCUGACUCCCAUCUCAGGGGAAAGACUCAAGAAACGGGAGCCAAAAAUUCUGUUGACUCAGAAGAAUUCCUGAGACAAACACAGGACAAAGUUCAGGGUGGACCAGUGGUGAAGCAAAAGUCUGUGCAGAAGGGAGCACACCCCAAUGGAAGCAGUGGCUCAGUGCCAGCCUCUCCUGCAGGAGGGACAGUGACACCAGGCACGGGCACAGGAACAGGCACAGGAGAUGGGAUUGCUGGGAAGGUUUCUCCUUUAGCCUGGUGGUAUGAAGUUUUGAAGCCCUUGGAGCCUCCAGCAGGUGUGCCUGCAGGGAGAAUUUCUCCAACUCCUGUCCUGGAUGCUGCACACAAACCCAGUUCCCAUCCUAGGGGUCCUCCCACAGAAAAGACCAAACACACGACAGACAAGAAAUUCCUGAAGCCAUUUGAAGUCAUGAGGCAAAUGCUGAAGGAAAUGCUGCAGGAAAGACAAGAAGUGGAUGGAGAGGAUGUGCUGAAGGCUGCAUUUCCUGGAGGAAGCAGUGUCUCCAUUGCAGGAAAGGAGCCAAUGCCAGGCACAGUCACAGGAGAUUGGGAUCGCGACUUGGAUUAUCUGGAAGCCCUGGUGGAAUACGGCAUGAAAUUCUUGAAGGAUGCUGAAGAUGAACCUAUUGGGGAAGGUGAUCUGGCUUUCCAUCCCACAUUCAGGACUGAGCCCCUGGGAGCUGGUGAGGGUGUGCCUGCAGGGAGGAUUUCUUUACCUCCUGGCCUGGAUGCGGCACACAAGCCUGACUCCCAUCUCAGGGGAAAGACUCAAGAAACGGGAGCCAAAAAUUCUGUUGACUCAGAAGAAUUCCUGAGACAAACACAGGACAAAGUGCAGGGUGGACCAGUGGUGAAGCAAAAGUCUGUGCAGAAGGGAGCACACCCCAAUGGAAGCAGUGGCUCAGUGCCAGCCUCUCCUGCAGGAGGGACAGUGACACCAGGCACGGGCACAGGAACAGGCACAGGAGAUUCAGCCGGCACCUCAACAUGUGUUCCUGGCUCCCAGGCGGGCAUUACUAAUGGUUUCCUUCAGGAUAAACUCACCUGGCUAGGGUUAAUAUCAGGCCUGCUCGUUUUGGAGUUUUUCUGCGUUGUUACCUGCAUCACAAUCUGGAAUUGCUGGAAGAGAAAAUGUCACACCUCUGGACAGCAGAUGAAAGAUGGUGGCAACACCUCACACUCUGACAGUUUCUCCAUCAGUAAUAAGAGCCUGGGUAGCCCUUGCAAGAGCUCUGAGAAGAGGAAUCCAAAACAACCAUCUCCGAGGACCCCUCCUAUUACCCUGUAGAUCCCAUUGCCAUAUCUUCUCCCCAUGGAUAUCCCCAAGUGGCAUUCACUCCAUUUUUUAACUCCCUCUGCCCCAUCCCAGCCCAUUCCCAUGUUCUUAUACAGACCCCAGCACCAGCCCAGCACCCUCCAGCCCCCAGCUGAGAACAACACAGCACUUCCUCUGCCCCUCAGCCCCCUGGCCCUGCCCUCUAAACAACACUGAACAUGAUCCCUCCUCCCCACUCCCACCUGGGUAGCCAAUGGCCCAUUGUUCUGUUCCAAUAAAGAGAGAGAGCUGUC
This is a messenger RNA of Oenanthe melanoleuca, 3202 nucleotides long. RefSeq lists its product as uncharacterized. The transcript has 32 exons. Lineage: Eukaryota; Metazoa; Chordata; Aves; Passeriformes; Muscicapidae. The coding region runs from base 201 to 2921 and encodes 906 amino acids. The record is from RefSeq and is a predicted model, not a curated record.